Molecule: messenger RNA, 1317 nt
Organism: Abrus precatorius (Indian licorice)
Lineage: Eukaryota; Viridiplantae; Streptophyta; Magnoliopsida; Fabales; Fabaceae
Exons: 4
Coding region: 150-800 (216 amino acids)
Biological process (GO): regulation of DNA-templated transcription
Molecular function (GO): double-stranded DNA binding
Source: RefSeq, a predicted model, not a curated record
AAGCAAGCAAUUAGUGAAGAAGCAUAAAGGGCGAUUAUGGAGAGUCUCAAGUUCGCAUCUUUGACACUCUCACCUUCUUCUCGACGCACUGAGCGUUGACUUUUGACUCUUUUAGAGGUGGAAGAAGCUGUUUUAGCAUUUCUUGGGGGAUGCUAGGGAAGCAGUUGAAUUCCCCUAUACUCACUAUUGAUUCUGUAACACAGUUUUGGUAUUGCAAGGCUGAUCUUGCUGCUUCAUCAUCGAGUAUUCAUCUGUCAAAUAACAGAUUUUCUUGUAGAUUUUCACCAAGUGUGGCAACUGCAACAUGGACCUCAAAUCCUUCUAUCAAACAUUGGAUAUUACAUUCAGCCGUACAGAUAGAAAAUAUACUCACAAGUAAUGAAGAUCAGAGUAAGUGGGAAACAUGCAAGCAAGCUCUUUCUCCAUUUAACUUUAGUGAUGAAGAAAAGGAUAAGAUACUUGGAAAAGCAUUUGGUAUUGUUCAUUCACCUUAUUGGGGAGAAGAACGUGCAAAGGAAGUUCCGAAAUUCGAGACAGUAAAUGGAAUAUUAGACUAUCUGAAGAGUUUAAAUCUUUCUGAGGAUGAUCUGUCCAAGUUGCUCAAAAAGUUUCCAGAAGUUCUUGGAUGUAACUUAGAGGAAGAGUUGAAAGCUAAUGUAAAGAUCCUGAAGGAACAAUGGAGCAUUGAAGGAAAAUCUCUUAGGAACCUUCUCCUUAGAAAUCCAAAAGUUUUGGGCUAUAAUGUUGAUUGUAAAGGAGACUGUAUGGCACAAUGCACUAGAUGCUGGGUUCGCUUCUAGGUGAUUUGAUGAGAAUGUAUCUUUUGUAAAAUUUGUUAACUACAGCAUCAUUUCUCUGUUCAUUCAUAUAUGUGAAGAAAGGUUCUCACUUUUUUGGAUGCCAAGGGGCAUGAAUUGAUUCAUUCUUAAGAUGAAGAGGUCGACUUUGCAAUUAUGCUUAUGAUUUAGAUACUACUAGGAAUUGCUGAAGGGUGUUCAGAUCACGGCAUGGAGUAACUCAAGAGUGAGGUUGUUUAUAAACAUGUUCUUUUGUUGGAAGAAGUAUUAUUGUUCAUGAUCUAUUAUAUAGUUAUAUUUGCUCCUAAAUUGAUACAGUUACAGCUCUAAUCCAAUCACCCCUUUAUAGAUUGAUGGAAAGUGAUAGAAUGGAAAGAAAUAGGAAAGAGUAAAAUAAAAAUGAUUACAGGUUCUUUAUAUGGAUUGUUUAAAAUAGAAUGUGUAAUUCUAUUCUAUACAGAACUUCCUUUUUCUAUUCCUAUUCAUAAAAAUUAUCUAAAUAAUGGAUGAUAAGCUUUAU